UUUUUCCCAUGUGGCUUGAAACUCUCAUUAGAGAGGAACUAGACGUAAUCGUUUGAUUCCUAUCUCAAUAAAAAAAAAAUCCUAUUCAAAGAAAAAAAAACAUUUCCUCGAAAAGCUAACUAUAUCAGUAUCUUUCUUCUUUGUUCUCUCUCUUUUUACUUCGGAGGAAAAUAUACACAGAAAAACGGUGUAAGCAGUAUCAGUGAAUUUAAAAUUGAAAACUGAAGGGUUUGUUUGAACUGCAAUCGAGAUCAUGGUUUCUGCUAAUUCCAGUAAUGGUGCCACUGAUCAGGUUUUGGUUGAAGAGAAGUCAUCCGUGAGGACUUUAAUCCUUAACAGACCCCGUCAAUUGAAUGCCCUCUCAUUUCCAAUGAUAUCUCGAUUGCUGGAACUUUUUAUUGCGUACGAGGACGAUCCAAACGUGAAGUUGGUUAUUCUAAAGGGACAAGGAAGAGCAUUUUGCGCUGGUGGCGAUGUUGCAGCCGUGGCUAACGACCCCAAUAUGGGUGCAACUUUUUUCUGGAAAGAGUAUACCUUAAACUACAUGAUGGCAACCUACAAAAAAAUCCAGGUUUCAAUUCUUGAUGGAAUUGUGAUGGGAGGUGGAGCUGGGGCUUCAGUCCAUGGUAGAUUCCGUGUUGCAACAGAGAACUCGAUGUUUGCGAUGCCAGAAACAGCACUAGGACUGUUCCCAGAUGUUGGAGCUUCUUUUUAUCUAUCCCGACUCCCGGGAUUCUUUGGAGAAUAUGCUGGUCUGACAGGUGCAAGGUUGGAUGGCUCUGAAAUGCUUGCAUGUGGCCUUGCAACUCACUAUGUUCCUUCCGUGAGGUUGAGUUCACUAGAAGAUGCACUAUGUAAGGCGAACUCAGCUGAUCAAGCAAUUGUUUCCGCCAUCAUUGAUGAGUUCUCAGAGAAACCUACUUUGAAGGAGAAGAGCGCUUAUCUGAGACUAGACAUCAUCAAUAGGUGCUUUUCGAGAAGGACAGUCGAAGAAAUUCUAUCUGCUCUCGAAAGAGAAACCUUAAGCGGUGAAGAUUGGAUUUUUACAGCUAUUCAAUCGCUGAAGAAGGCAUCACCUACGAGCCUUAAAAUUUCUCUUAAAGCGAUCAGAGAAGGGAGGCUACAAGGUGUUGGUCAAUGUCUCAUCCAAGAAUACAGAAUGUGCUGCCAUGUAUUGCGGAAAGAAGUCAGCAAGGAUUUCUUUGAGGGUUGCAGAGCUAUCCUGAUCGAUAAAGAUAGAAAUCCAAAGUGGGAGCCUUCUAGGUUAGAGCUUGUUAGUGACGAAAUGGUCAACCGAUAUUUUUCGAAGGUCGAUGAUAAGGACUGGGAAGAUUUAGUGUUACCAAUUAGGGAUAACUUGCCUGCGGCUGCAUUUGCCAAGCUCUGAGGAGGCAAUGCCUUUGGGGUGAAACAUCAGCUUCCAGACUAGAGUACUCGUAUAAUUUCAUGCUAAAAGUUGAACUUGUUAUAUAAAAUAAGGUUCUUUCAUAUAGCACGCAUCAAUAACCAGAUAAAUGUAGAAAAAAUACAUCCAAGGAAUUAGGAUGUAUAACUCUUUAUCUUGCAGUGUCUGAAAAUAUAUAUUCAGACAAAUACAUGAUGAAUGUAUGAGGAAUCCACGAUGGCGCGAUCCAUUCUAUGAAUUUCUGGUAUUCUGUGGAUGUCAUCUUCUUUUUCA
Messenger RNA from Papaver somniferum (opium poppy), 1678 nucleotides. Its product is annotated as 3-hydroxyisobutyryl-CoA hydrolase 1-like. Gene Ontology annotation, molecular function: 3-hydroxyisobutyryl-CoA hydrolase activity. Lineage: Eukaryota; Viridiplantae; Streptophyta; Magnoliopsida; Ranunculales; Papaveraceae. Gene Ontology annotation, biological process: L-valine catabolic process. The record is from RefSeq and is a predicted model, not a curated record. Bases 254 to 1387 code for a protein of 377 amino acids. The transcript is spliced from 13 exons.